Molecule: messenger RNA, 2601 nt
Organism: Amoebophrya sp. A25
Lineage: Eukaryota; Dinophyceae; Syndiniales; Amoebophryaceae
Source: the annotation of a GenBank genome assembly
CUUUCACCAGCUUGCUUUGCACGUUGGUCUACUCGAAAAUGACGUUGCGACGCCGUCUCGCCCAGACCAGACGGCUACAUCGUCCGACGCCCUCGCUGUGCAACUGGAAAGAGCGACCCCAGUACAGAGUCACACAGAGAACGAGCAGGCGCCUUCGCCAGAGAAAAACUCGGUCGACCGCCAAGAUGACCUUCAUUUGUAGCAACGUGGUCAUUUUACAGCAAAUGCAGGUGCAGCUUCGUCUUCCCCGCGUCCGCUCCCGCAAGAGGGAGAAGAUAAAUUACAGCGUGGUCCCGCAGACCUACGCGGGAAAGCAAAUGCGAAAGCAAAAGGCAGUUGUCCACAGCGGCAGACCUGAUCCUUGAAAAUGAAGCUAGACAAAGCGGACGGAACUGGGUGUGCGUGUCCCUUGCCAUGGUUAUCCUGCAGAUACUGACGAUUGUAGCAAUCCUUUCCGCUAGUAGUUCGAACCCGACCUGUUCCGAUGAGUCCGCAGACAUCUGUCCACUCGGUAUGUGGUGCAAGGCCAGCCUGGGCUUCUGCACCUCGUGCUCGGGAUGGUGCCAAGGUAUGCGUGACGAGCUACUCGAUGGCGUCGCCUGGGAGCAACACGUCGAAGCGAAAGUAACAGAGCGAAUGACUUCUGGAUCUUAUGCUGUGGAGACGACAUCAGCAUUGCGAAGUUACGUGUACUCCGAUGCGUUUUACGAUCGAGAAUUGAUGGAGGAUUACUUUGUGCCACGAAAACAAAAGGCGGAAGUGGAUGCCGGACGCGAGAACGACGGGCACUUCUCGCGCCCUACUGAUUUCGGACAUCCCAGCGAUGUGCUGGCGCUGCUCGGCACCAACCUACACCCCAAACUUGAGAAAACCUGCUUUGGGGGCAAUCGCGAAAACGCUUCAGAACAAUACUUCGACCUUGACCUCAGGUGAAAUCGCGGCUGACGAAAAUUCCUUGAUUGCAAACGUGGCACUGGAAGAAAAGAGACGCUUUCGCUCAAACAGUCAGGCCGCGCUCCAUGUGCUGAAAAAUGAGCUACGUCCCGAUGGGUAUUUUGUGAUUUUCAUGAGCAGCAUUGUUGUUGCACUUGUCAUCUGUCGCGAAAUCCCUGACGUCCUGCUCUGCGAAAUAGCCCUAGACAGGGCUCAGGAGCGCGAGCUUUUCCCCACUGCCUCACAACGGGAAGCACUACAAAUGGAGGGAGCUUUAGCAUCCGAUUCACACCGCCCGCGAGCUCCGGGAGGAGCAGGAAGGUCCUCUGACCCGAGGACUUUAAGCGGCGAUUCGCGGUCUUUGUUGCCAUCUGCGGCGAUUCGCGGUGGCUAUGCUUCUCAUUUUCAUUGUCCCUAAACUGGUGAUCCAUCAGGGCCGCGAUUCGCUGGCCAUCUGCUUGAACGCCGUCGCAGUUCUUUUCCUGCUCGAAAUCGACAACUUCACUUCGCGUAUUCACAGGGUGUAUCUCAGAAACUGAAAGGUGCGUUCGAACUGGUCGGGCACUUACGACUCACGGAGCCGGAGCUUUGUCGAGUCACUGAUCGCAACCGUGUCUAUUUCUUGAUCACGCCUUGCGCGGUGGUCCUAAUCAUUCUGCUACAGCAGAUCCCGCUCAGCUUAGGGAAGCAACCAAUUCCGUUCACAAUCCGGCACUUUUCCUACAUUAUCAUGUCCAGCAGCGGACCGGGUCUUGUGGAAGACCUAAUUGUUCGAAGAACAACUACAACAUCUUCCUCCAGCUGCGACGUAGAUCACGCAUCCGCUAUCCGUAGUUCAAGGAAUACGAAAGUCGUUUUCGUACGCGAUCUCCUGACUUUCGCGGCGCGUACACUGACAGGCUAUAUCGCUGUCGGAAUCGCCAGUCUCUGGACUUGGGUCCGAUAGAACUCGAUGUCGUCAAUCGAUUUCGUAUCUAUGUUGUUGUUGUUGUUGAUCAGAUUGCAAAAAUUUUGAAGAGACUCAUUUUUACAUUAUACGCAGCAAGUGCAUCAUCUAGGUCUACAACUUCCUUUACUUCUAUUAACUCCUGUAACAUGGAUUUGUGGCGACAGAAACUACCCGCAGACUUGCUUUUGUUGGCGAAGUGAACCGCUCGCGCCUGUUUCCAGUCUCGUGAGACCAUUCGAAUCGACGCACCUCCAGCUGAGUUGGGAGAUAUCGCUCGCUCAAGAAAGUGUACUCCGUAGCGAACGACAAUGUACAACUAUGUGAGAAACGUUUUUGGUGUAAGAAUCUCCUCCUGUGCAGCUGCAGUACCUGGACAAGCACGAGCAAAAGUCCGUUUGAGUGCUACCAGUGUAACUCGUUGUGACGUGGAGGACUGUCAAAGCUGGUAUGGCGAAAUUCUGUCCUUAAGAAUUCUUUUGUCGUGGUAGUCCUGAGAAUGAUUAUGACUGCAGCUGCACAUCGGUACCUUGCAAUAUUGGUCGUCGACGAUGCUGUGUAUAUCUAGACCACGAAGAUGUUAUUGUGAUGCAGAUGCUGAUGAUCGAAAUCGAAAAUGUCGUAGUCGUGCCUUAUGAAACACUGUCGAACUACUACUCAUAGGAUCUUGCACGACGUGUAACAAGGGUAAUACCUAAAUCAUAUUGAGAGUGUGUGACCAG